AUGAAACCCGUCUUUGAUAAACAUAAAGAAAUCUUUAAGACAACGAUUACAGCUAAUUCUGACAGUUUGACUGCACUAUACGAAGAUUGCAUAAGUUUUGUCCAAUUUUUACCUGAUAUAAUAUACCCAUAUAGAGCUGUAGGUUUAAAUAAAGCCUCGAUCAAAAAGUUAUUAUUAAAAAAAUUUUUAUCAGAUCUUCACGAAGAUAUCUUCAAAACUUUAUGGCAUGCACGAAGUGCCGAAUGGAAAAAAUGGAAACAGGAACACCAAAUCACGAAGACAACGUUCACGACUUACCGGAAACGCAAAUGUCAUCAUGAUGAAGACCAUUUUUCUGGUCCAUCUAAUGAAUCAGCUCGCGUCACUCACACGGAUGUUAUGUUAGAUGUAAGAGAUCGUUAUCAACCAAGUGUUAUUUUAUUACAAUGUGGAGCAGAUUCUCUCGGAAAAGAUAGAUUACGAGUUCUUGGAGGUGGCGGUUAUGGAGUUCCUAAUGUAGCAAGAUGUUGGACUUAUGAAACUGGAAUAUUACUUGAAGUGUUGAAUUUCUUGAUAGAAUUUAGAGAUGCUAGUUUAGAGAUAGAAAACCUUUAA
Molecule: messenger RNA, 594 nt
Organism: Rhizophagus irregularis DAOM 181602=DAOM 197198
Lineage: Eukaryota; Fungi; Glomeromycota; Glomeromycetes; Glomerales; Glomeraceae
Source: RefSeq, a predicted model, not a curated record